GGUUUUGUCCUCACACAGAGCCUCGCGCACAGCUCCCUCGCCCAGCUCCGACCAGAAACCACACCCUGCCUCGAGCCCUCCCACACGCGCUCGCGACAGCCGGGGUCAGAGAGCGUGAGCCUAGAGUGGACUGUUUUUUUUUUUUAGUGUGUGUGGUUGUUUUUGAGAAGGGGGGCUUCGAGUAAAGAUUCCUGCUGUGCGUAACGUUUGGAGGCGUUUAAGUUUCUCGAAUCUUUCAGUUUUAUUUCUUGGAAACUUCACACACAUUUGCUUCCUUCACGCUCCAAACUCGACUUUCCUCCAGUCUUGACCGUCGCCCUGCAGCCCAGCCUGUCUGAACUAAAGCACAAGCAUACGGAAGCAGCCUUACCCAAAAAUCAUCAACAUACAUCUUACGGUUCCAGCCAGGGCAAGAACCUCUACAACAACCUGUCGGCUACCUGCCAGCUGUAAACCAAAGAGACAGACCCUGUGCACUAGCGGGUCAGACUGAACGGGAGCCAUGUUGAUCAUCUUAGCCUUCAUCAUCCUCUUUCACCUGGCUGCAGCCAUUCUGCUCUUUGUUGCUACUAUUCACAAUGCGUGGUGGGUCGUGUCACCAGCUGGGCGGGAUGCACUCUAUGUUGACUUGUGGUACUCGUGUAACACCACCUGCUACCCCGUGGAGAACAGCCACUCUGUCAGUGCUGCUUACCUACAGGCAGUCCAGGCUGCCAUCAUCCUGGCCACCAUUUUGUGCUGCGUCAGCUUCUUUGUCUUCAUGCUUCAGCUGUUCAGCAUCAAACAGGGAGAGAGGUUCAUCUUCACAGCUAUUAUCCAGUUGCUUGCCUCUCUAUGUGUGAUGAUCUCUGUGUCCAUCUACACAGCAGAGAAUAAGAACUUCCAUCUGUUCAGUCUCAAAGAAGGUUCCUACGGUUCUUCUUACAUCGUGGCGUGGGUUAGCUUUCCCAUGACUCUCAUCAGCGGCCUUAUGUACCUGGUGCUCAGAAAGCGUAAAUAGAUGUGACACGCAAGCGACAACAUUGAUAGGACUUUUGGACAGAUAUGCAUAAGAACAAUGGGGCAUUUACACAUUUUCUUUCUAACCAUCAGGUUUUUAGUAUUGACAUCAAGGAAAAAACCACAGCAGAAUAUCUAGUCAUAAGUUCAGAACUGGGUUAAAUCCCCUGACAGCAAUGUGUGCAUUCAUAAGCCCUUUGCUAACACAUUGUCUCCUCCUUUGUCCUUUCUGUUGUCUGCCAGUUCUGUCAGUUUUCACAAAAAGAAAAUGUACAAAAAUCUUCGGCUAUGACACAGCACCCAGAUUUACCAAAGGGUCCAUUAUUUCAGUAAAAGUCUGCAGCAUUUUUUGUACAUAUUUGAAGUGUAUGUUUAGUUCAGUUUAUAUUUUAGCAGUAGAAGUAAAUAAGAUAUGUUAAUCAAAGCAUAAAAGCAGUGUAGUGAAAUUAUAGCGCAAGUGUCACAAGUAGGAUUUUGAUGCUUGGUUUGUGUUCUUGUAAUGCUAAUUUGUGUUUUUAACGGUGAAAGAGGAGCCAAUGAUGUAAUGUGUUAUUUGGGAUUAAAAUUAAAUGAAAGAAGUAAACUUGAAAUAUGAAUGAAGAUUUUCUUUGUUACUGACUUUUGUCAUAGCUUUUCUGAGAAGCUAUUUAUUGUUUUUAACCACUGUUUAUCUUGUAUUUGUUGAAUCAGGUGAUUAAUGAUGUUUGAAGUAAUAAACCUUUGCCAUGUCUUCCCUUCUGGUCAAGCUCUUGUCUGUUCCUUACUGGAACUAUAUAAUUCAUUUAAUUUUUAAUAAAGCAAUAGAUUAAUCAGUCUUAUGCCUGGCUUUUAUGUUUGAACAUUUUAAGAGAACAACUUAAGGUGCUAAUUUGCUAUAUAAAUAUUGGCUGGAGUUUAGACAGCAUUAUAUGGGGAGGUCUAAAAGAAAGAGUACUGAGAGAAUAGAUAUGGACAUGAUUAUGCUCUAACGCAAGCUGAUACUUGAUGAAUGGAAUACCAUAUUAUAAGGCAAGCUUGUCAAUUCCUUUUUAUACCUACAGAUUUGUUUAUAUUAAAGAAAAUCUUUAAAAAUGUACCUUUUAUCUCUUUCAUUUGAAAUAAUACAACUCAACCAGAUGUCUUAUAGUUACCAAAGUUUGACCUGGAUUAUCAUAAAUUGUCUUUAACUUUAAAAGGCGACACAUUCAAAUGAAAGUACAGUAGUCUGUCCUCUCUGAUCCCUCAUUAGAACCAUUAAAAAAAUCCAGUUUAUUUUCAUCUGAAAAAGCUUUUUUUGAAGUAUUAACUCCACAUUGGUUGAGCAUGUCAUAUUGUUAAAUUAGAUUUUUAAGUCCUUGUAUUCAACACAACCUUUUCCAAUGUAAUGAUUUUUCUUUUGUAUAAUUUUGCCUAAAAAUGUGUAAUGUUGCAGAGUACUGUUUGUGGUUUUUGUUUUAUUUUUUCCAUGCUAUUGUUUUUGACCUCAGUUGCAACAUCUCUGCCAUCUUCAAUCAUCUAUCAGACAUGAUGUUUUGUUUUUCAUGGAUCCCAUUUCCUAAAACCCCGUUUUUUGUCUGCUACUGACACUACAUGGACUGUUUGGGAACUGCAAACAUUUGCUUUUAAGGAAACUGAAAUUUGCUCUUCGUCUUUUGAAUAUUAAUUUUAAUAAAUGUUAAUGUAUUAAAA
Molecule: messenger RNA, 2667 nt
Organism: Fundulus heteroclitus (mummichog)
Lineage: Eukaryota; Metazoa; Chordata; Actinopteri; Cyprinodontiformes; Fundulidae
Gene: emp2
Product: epithelial membrane protein 2
Exons: 5
Coding region: 503-1000 (165 amino acids)
Cellular component (GO): plasma membrane
Source: RefSeq, a predicted model, not a curated record